Lactuca virosa is the source of this 798-nucleotide messenger RNA. Lineage: Eukaryota; Viridiplantae; Streptophyta; Magnoliopsida; Asterales; Asteraceae. The record is from the annotation of a GenBank genome assembly.
AUGGAACGAUUAUUCCAUCACAUUCGGCCACACAAAACCCUAUCAAAACCAUCCAAAAACAAAGGAAGACGAGUGAAUGCAAGGAGUGUCGGCACUGUGAAGUAUUCUCCAAUUUCAGGUAAAAUGUGGAUAUUUCUUGUGGUGAUGACAAUUGCUAAUCUCGGAGGAGCACCUGUUGCGAGAGAAAAUACUCGAUCAACUUCAAUUCCGCCUGCCCAAGAAGAAAGUGUCUCUAGAACAGUUUCUAAAACAACUGAACGUCCUCUUUCCCAAAAUAUGGAUUCUUUUCCAAACUCGGGUGAUACAGAAAAACAAAGAGACUCAAUUGCCCCCACCCCAAUCGAAUUAUAUCAUAAGUUGCAUUUUCAUCCUACAAAGGAAUGGCUAAAUGAUGAGACACACAUUCAAUAUGAAAAUAUUCUCCAAAUGAAAGAGGAUGAAUGUACCAAAUUAGUUUCUGCGGGAAUAAGCAUUACUCCAGAAAUGGAAUAUGACAUAGAGAAAAAAGCCGUUAAAAUCGUUUCUGCCAAACAUAAAACAUUACUAUCUAGAUGGGAGGCUUCAAGUGGACCUAUUAUGAGGAAAAAAGAUCUACAUAUCUUAUCAGCAGCGGAAACGGCUCAAUCAGCCGCAACGGAUGAAGUGGCUUUGAAAAGUAAAGUUACUGCACUCGAGGAAGAGGUUCAAGAAAACAAAGAUAAAGUCAAACAAAAUGAGGAGAAAUGUGAAACGAUGCUUCAAUUUAUGAUCUUAAAGUUCCCAGAUUCUCAAAACAUAUUAUGCCCGCCUGAUAAAUAA